This is a messenger RNA of Oryza sativa Japonica Group (Japanese rice), 807 nucleotides long. Its product is annotated as protein METHYLENE BLUE SENSITIVITY 1. The record is from RefSeq and is a predicted model, not a curated record. NCBI's taxonomy places the organism in Eukaryota, Viridiplantae, Streptophyta, Magnoliopsida, Poales, Poaceae.
CAGCCUCCCGACCCAUCAAACACAAAUAGGGUUAGCGAGAAUCGGCGGCGGCGGCGGCGGCGGCGAGAGCGGAGAGAGACAGGAGGGGGCAACCGCGGCGGCGGCGGCGGGGGGGCGCGGAGAUGACGGGGAAGGCGAAGCCGAAGAAGCACACGGCGAAGGAGAUCGCGGCGAAGAUCGACGCGGCGACGACGAACAGGGGCGGCGGGAAGGCCGGGCAGAAGGACCGGCUGGGGCAGGACAAGGGCGGCCACGCCAAGCUCGAGUGCCCUCUCUGCAAGACCACCGCCCCCGACAUCAAGUCCAUGCAGAUCCACCACGAGGCGCGCCACCCCAAGCUCCCCUUCGAGCCCGACAAGCUCAACAACCUCCACGGCGGCGGCGCCGGCGCCGCCGCCGCCGCCGGUGAGGCCGCCGCCUCCUCCUCCAAGCCCAAGCCCGGCGUCCGCGGCAGCCUCAAGAAGUAACCGCAAUCGAAUCCAUCAUCACCCGAAUCUGCUACUACUACCGCCCGCCGCCGCUCGCUCCGGUGUGCUUACUUGCUGCUGCUUGCUGUUUUGAAUUAUUACUACUGUGUCAUGAUGUGCCGUGUGAUAGAUGCGUUGAUUCGCGCACAUAUACAUAUGUGACCGUGUUCCGUCGCGUCUUCGUCGGCAUGUUUUAGCUAUGAUGUUUAGUUUAUGUGUCACUACUCUAUGAUGCUGUCAAUGGUGUCAAUGGAUGAUAAUGUUUAUGUCUGUCACUGCUCAAACAAUUGCUAAAUCUGAGUAAAGAAAAAGGUGAUGGCUAAAUCCGUUUGCUCACUCA